AUAUUAUUAACGUGAAUUAAUAUAAUUAAACUAUUUCAUCAGUUUAGAAAUCUCUAUUAAUCAUAAAACAUCAUCAAAUAAGUGUGGUAGCUGAAAAUUAGGAGCUAGACGAGUAUAUUAAGCUUAAAAGCUGAUUUGUUAUGAAAAUAAAAACACAUUUUUCUACAAAUUCAUAAUUAGGCUCUUUUUAGUAUAAUUAAUACCUUUCAAAAUGAUCGAGGAAGACGACCCAAUAGAGGAAGAGAUUCCAGUGUAUCUUUCAAAAAGUUUAGCUAAUAAUCUUAAUGUUAUUCAGUUUCCAAUUAAGAAUCACUUGUAUAAUAUAGAUAGGUCUAACAUAACAAAUUGCUGCUACAAACCAGAGAGUAAGCAGGUAAAAAUUGAUUUUAAACUAGAUACUGCUUCGAGAAAUUAUGAUGCAUUUAAGGGUGAUAUGCUUGCUAAAAUAGCAGAUGGAAAUAGGGCAUCUACUAGCUAUGACAAAAAUGAUCAUCCGACGUUUACAUCAGGCAGAAUGGACAAAGCAACUUAUACUAGCUCAAUCGGUGUUGAAAAUCCUCGAUAUGCUGUCGGUUUUAUGGAAGCUGGUGGAUUAUAUUUAGUUCCUGUAAAAACAUUCUUUCAAAUGCGUCAGACAUACUCAUACUUUGAUAAAGGUGAUAAAAGGACAAAAGCAGAGAAAGGAGAUAUGGACGAGGAGGAGCCUGAAGAGGAUUUAAAGCAAGUCACAGUUAAAUUCGCUAGAACUGGUGACAGUGAAAAGAUUAAGAAAGCUAGAGAAAAAUCAUAUCGAUUUAUAUCACAAAUUGGCAAAGAUGAGGCGUGGUGUGAAACAUUAAUCUAUCCAAAACAUACAGCUCAAUCACAACUAGAACGACACAAAAUAUCUGGUAUCAAUAUUUGUUCGGAUAUUUCAACAGGAACUAACAUGUCUCAGGAUGAAUAUUUUGAUAAGCUUGUGAAUUCAGCUGAAGCCGCAAACUCACUAGAUGCCUCAUUAGCACAGACACUAAAGAUAAAGGAAGAAGACACGAAAUUAGAGGAAAAUAACGGAAUGAUAUUACAUAAAGGACCUAUAAGUAAACGACAAACUAAGAAACUGCCAUUAUUAGACCAACUUAAAGUGAUUUUAAAGGAUGCAAAGAUUUUAUCAUUUAACAAUUUAAUGGAAAUUAUGGGAAGUAAGGAAAUUACUACAGAAAAGGUACUACAAAAUUUAAAACUUUGUGGUAUAAUGAUUCGAGGAAAUUGGACAUUGCAGUCUGAUGUUUUAUAUCCCCAAAGUUAUGUCUCGUCUGUCAAUGGAAUUUCAGCAGAUUUAAUGUGUCGAGGACGUGAUUAUAUUUUAUAUAAGUUAAUUAGAAAUGAAUUAAUGUCAUUAAAUCGACAAAAGAUUUCAGCAAUUAUUCAAUUGCCUCAAGAAGAGACAAGAGAUAUUUUAGAAUCUAUAGCAUGUUUAAAAUCAAAUAAGACUUGGGAUCUCUUAAAGCCACCGGAUUAUGAUUUUGAAAAGAGAUAUCCAGACAUUUGUCAACGUCAAGAGACGUUAUGGAAAGCUCAAGAGGAAAAGUUCCUUGAAAUGGAAGCUGAGAAAAAUGAAAAGAGAAAGAGAACGCGCUCUGUAAGAGAAUCAAAAGUAUAAAAUUAAUAAUUUAAAUGAAUAAAGAAUACAAUUUUUUAUUUUGUGAAACUAA
Messenger RNA from Chironomus riparius, 1694 nucleotides. Lineage: Eukaryota; Metazoa; Arthropoda; Insecta; Diptera; Chironomidae. The record is from the annotation of a GenBank genome assembly.